AUGCCUCUUUGGGCCUGCCAGACGCCAUGCGUGAGCCUCGGCUCCGCCCAUCGGAGGGUUUGUCGUGAGACGGCAGGCCGCACACCUCGCAAUGGACCAUCUGCGGCCGUUGAGCUCUCAGACCUCCACGAGCGAAGCUUCGAGCUCUACGACGACGGGUCCAGCUCCCGUCGUUGUCUCCACGCUACACCCCGAUUUCGCCUCCUCGUCCGAUGGCUCCUCUCCCAUCAGCAAUACUCAAAAGAAAGUGAGUUUUUUCUUUUCAAGGACCUCUUCUCGAAGAGAUUUCCUUUUCUAAUGAGCAAGUUUUCGUUCAUUGUUCCAUCAAAAACGAGCUAAUCGGAAAAAAAAAUCUUCAACCUUAAGAUAAAUACAAAAAAAACUUCAACAAAAGUAUUCUGGAUCAAAUUUUGAAUUCAAGGUGUCGUUUGCGGCGGAAGUAGACGAACAGCAGCAGGCCCAGUCAGAAAAGCAUUCGGCUCAGGAUUCCUGCUGCUCACUUCAAUGA
Molecule: messenger RNA, 508 nt
Organism: Caenorhabditis auriculariae
Lineage: Eukaryota; Metazoa; Nematoda; Chromadorea; Rhabditida; Rhabditidae
Source: the annotation of a GenBank genome assembly